AUGGUUGGAUGCUCUGUUGAAAAACCAAAGAGGAACUCAAAGCCUCCAUCAGAGACAGUGGUCCUGCUGCUUCUCUGUGUUCUGCUGGCUGCUGCUCUCAUCGUUUACAGACUCUCUGUGAGGAUGGCCAAUCAAACUGUCCAAACCCUGAGAGAGGACAAUGAAGCUCUGAGGGAAAUCCUCUCAGGUAAAACAUGUCUGGAUCUGAAAGUAAACUGGGAGCCUCAUGGAGGAAAGUGUUAUUAUUUCAACACCUAUGGACUUAGCUGGAAUAACAGCAGAAGUUUCUGCAGAGAAGUUGGAGGAGAGCUGGUGAAGAUUGACAGCAGAGAGGAGCAGGAGUUUCUGAUGAGAAAAAUGAGAGACUUCAGUAAAUCAAUUGGUGACUCUUUCUUGAUUGGACUGACGGACUCAGAGACAGAAGGCAGAUGGUUUUGGGUGGACGGAUCACUUCUGAAUAAAAGUUUGAGUUUUUGGGGCACCGGCGAACCCAAUGAUGUGAAAGAUGACAGUUCUGAGGGAGAAGACUGCGUGGUUUUGAAAGUAGGAAAGAAAAUUGGUGAUCUGAACAUAUGGAAUGAUCAGCCCUGUCACAUGCCUUACAGACACAUCUGUGAGAAACCUCCAGGAUCUGCUCAGAGUYCAUGUGUGUGAAGUUCAGUUCAGUCUGUAAAACCAGCUCAGUCCAGGAUCCAGAAGCAGCAGCCAGGCUGCUUUCAGGAACUUCAUGUCACAAACAGUUAAAGCUUCCUCCUAGUUUGCAGCUUUCUACAGAUUUGUAGCCUUAAACUUUGUGUUUCUUGUCUUUUAUUCUAAGUUUAGUCAGCUUUGCUUAUUCAGCUGACUUCUGUUCAUGUUAGUUCAGAUUACUAGGGCCUGUUUGAUAAAAGUGGGAUUAGAUAAUCCAGGAUUAUUAGUCGGACAGAUUUGAAUUU
Molecule: messenger RNA, 935 nt
Organism: Austrofundulus limnaeus
Lineage: Eukaryota; Metazoa; Chordata; Actinopteri; Cyprinodontiformes; Rivulidae
Product: C-type lectin domain family 4 member E
Exons: 6
Coding region: 1-654 (217 amino acids)
Source: RefSeq, a predicted model, not a curated record